AUAUAUAUAUAUAUUUUUUUUUUUUAAAGACUUGUUCUCCGACACUGAUGAGUGAUUACUGAUCCCUCGUAAUUCCGAAACCCUAAUUCGCAUGCGUCUGAGAGCACGAUGGAUUCACAAAUCCAGAACACCUCAUUGCAACGGCUUCAGAAUGUUGAGAAGAGGAUAAUUACUGUUUUGGAGCUCACUGGAGGAGUGAUGGAGGAAUUGGCGAACCCUAGCGGCCCCAGAAAGGAUCUUAUUAACAAUCACUGCAGCGAGUUCAUGCAACUCAUCAAGGACAUUCAGGUGACAUUGCGAGAAGAAAUCAAAAGUGCCUGUGAGUAUCGUCCUUUUGAGAAGUGCGACUAUGUCCCAAGAAUAUCUAACGAAAUCUGUUCUCAAAAACUGGAAUGUGUCAUUGCACAACUAGAUGAUAUGAAGCAAACAGCCGAAGAUUAUCAUGGCACGGCUUGAACUUACAUCUUCUAAAUCUUGUAGGUUUACACACACCUCUUGUGCAGUGAGAGAACUAUUUUCAUCUUACUCUGAUUGAAUUUGUUUACAGAAUCAAUGGAAGAAUCCUUCUUUUGCCAACUACAAUUGUGAAAGUGUCUGAUGACUUGUUUUUA
Ipomoea triloba (trilobed morning glory) is the source of this 611-nucleotide messenger RNA. Its product is annotated as mediator of RNA polymerase II transcription subunit 11-like. The record is from RefSeq and is a predicted model, not a curated record. The transcript has 4 exons. Gene Ontology annotation, cellular component: mediator complex. Gene Ontology annotation, molecular function: transcription coregulator activity. NCBI's taxonomy places the organism in Eukaryota, Viridiplantae, Streptophyta, Magnoliopsida, Solanales, Convolvulaceae. Gene Ontology annotation, biological process: regulation of transcription by RNA polymerase II. The coding region runs from base 109 to 456 and encodes 115 amino acids.